AUGGCCGACUUCACUGAAUAUGGUACACCCAGCGCCGAAUGGGUCGCCCUCGAGCCUACGCUGCCUGAGCCCCCCGAGAACCUCUCGGUGGAACAGUUGAAAGUGUUGUUGAACAAAACCCGGGAGGCAUCCGCCGCGAAAGAUAUGCUCAGCGGUCUCAGCGCUGCAGUUCAGCUGCAUGACUAUACAAUCACAGCCCGUGACGGCAUGUCUCUUGAAGCACGCACCUACCGCCCCGUCGGCAUCCCAAUCUCCGAGCGCCUGCCCGUUUACAUCCACCUUCAUGGCGGAGGUUUUCUUAUCGGAACACUUUCUUCUGAAGAUGCCAUUUGCUCGCGGAUUGUCACUUCGCGUGCCCAGAAGGGUACCCCAGUCGUAGUCUUGAAUAUCAACUACCGACACACACCCGAAUAUCCCUUCCCCACUGCUUGGGAGGACGUCGAAGAUGCAUUUGUCUGGCUACAUGGUAACAUUGCCGAAAUUGGCGGGAUCAGCGAGCAGGUGGUUGUGGGUGGCAUCUCAGCUGGUGCAUGGAUGACUGCGUCGUUGGCACUGGCCCAGCUCCGCGGCGAAGAUAAGCGCUUAGCGGCCUGCCCCAAGAUUGCAGGACAGGUCCUCAUGAUUCCUUGUGUUGUGCAAUGGGACCACUAUGCGCCAAGGCUGGAGAUGCUAAAGAGUCCUGAUUUGUCGAGCUAUGUGCAAUGUGCCAACGCGCCUAUCUUGCCAGUGGCUCAAAUGGACUUGUACAAAGAUCUUCUUGGAAUUCUUGAUACCAAGGAUGCUGUUGGAGAUCGUCGGCUGAGCCCUGGAAAUGCCCUCGCAGAAGAAGUCAAGGACUUGCCUCCUACUACGUUGGGAAUCGCGGGAAAUGACCCAUUGAGAGACGAGGGUCUGUUCUAUGGACAGCAUCUUGCUGCAAACGGCAUCCCCACUAACGUUCAUGUCUUCCCCGGUGUGCCUCAUGCAUUCAGGAUGUUCAACGAGCAGCUGUCAGAGAGCAAGAGAUGGGACGAGGUAAUGAGUGACGGUAUUGCCUGGGCACUGACGAAUCCUGUACCUGGUCCAUUUGAGAUCAUAUCCAUGGCAAAAGACUGA
Molecule: messenger RNA, 1095 nt
Organism: Penicillium coprophilum
Lineage: Eukaryota; Fungi; Ascomycota; Eurotiomycetes; Eurotiales; Aspergillaceae
Product: alpha/beta hydrolase
Exons: 2
Coding region: 1-1095 (364 amino acids)
Molecular function (GO): hydrolase activity
Source: RefSeq, a predicted model, not a curated record